This is a messenger RNA of Corvus hawaiiensis (hawaiian crow), 1975 nucleotides long. RefSeq names its product proteinase-activated receptor 3-like. Gene Ontology annotation, cellular component: membrane. Lineage: Eukaryota; Metazoa; Chordata; Aves; Passeriformes; Corvidae. Gene Ontology annotation, molecular function: thrombin-activated receptor activity. The transcript is spliced from 2 exons. The record is from RefSeq and is a predicted model, not a curated record. Gene Ontology annotation, biological process: thrombin-activated receptor signaling pathway; blood coagulation; phospholipase C-activating G protein-coupled receptor signaling pathway.
GCACAAGGCUGGGCUGGGGAUGUGUCACCGGCUCUGUUAUUCCUCCUCUUAGCCAGGAAAAUGGACCGGAGGUCACCCAGCGCCCACUUUGGUGACAAGAAGGGGACAGAGCAGGGUGGCCCCAUCUACAUCAAGCUGUGUGACACCGGCUUGUCAGCCUGACCCCGGCGAUGGAUCCUGGGGAUGCCUGGUCCUGGCCACGUGUCACCGGGCUGGGAGCCAGCUGCCACCUUCCUGUCCCAUAUAUGGGGCACAAACAGCUCCAUCUUCCCGCCGUGCUUCUCACCCGUCUGCCUCCAGCUGCCUCUUGCCUGCUUCCUCCUGCCCAUGGUGUGGCUGCGGCUGGAAAUCUCUCCCCGCCUCGAUGGUGUGCCCAGGAUGCUCGGCGGCGGUGACAACUGGCGGUCGCUUCGUGCUCCAGUCUGACACUGCAGGACUGUGGGCAGGACGCUGGUGUGACGUGGUGGAGACAGAAGGAGGGUGCCAGCAGGGAAGGCACCGGUGACGCUCCCGGCGUGUCACCAGCUCCGUGCCGUUUGUGCAGACCCGGCUGGCACAGCGGCCACUCCGCAGAGAUGUCCCGGCUGCUGCUGUCACCUGGUUCUGCUGCUGCCUGUGUCACCCUCCUGCUCGGCUGUGCCUGGUUCGGCUCUGCCACCCAACCUUCCCCAGUGCCUGUCCGAGGGCGAGCCCUGCUCCGCCUCACGCCCCAGGAGAAGAACCAGUGCUCCGAGGCCUCCGAGGAAGAUUUCCUCAACGGCACCCUCAGCACCCGCCUGCUCCCUGCCCUCUACUCCGUGGUCCUGCUCGUGGGGCUGCCAGCCAACGCUCUGGCCUGCUGGGUCCUGGCCACCAACUUCAGGAGAUGCUCCUGCGCCCUCUUCCUGCUCAACCUGGCCGCGGCUGACCUGCUCUUUGUCCUCCUGCUGCCCUUCAAGAUCUCCUACCACCUCCUGGGCAACCACUGGCUCUUUGGGGACUACCUGUGCCGCACCAUGGUGGCCUUCUUCUACGGGAACAUGUAGAGCUCCAUCCUCUUCCUCACCUGCAUCGGCCUGGAACGCUACAUCUCCGUGGCACACCCGUUCCUGUGGAAGGGCUCCAGCUGGACAAGCGGCAAGGUGGGCAUCUGUGUGGGCAUCUGGCUGCUGGUGGGGCUGGGCAUGAGCCCUCUGCUUCUGCGCUCGCACACACACGAUAUCUCGAGCCUGAACAUCACGACGUGCCACGACGUGCUGGGAAAGGAAACCCAAAAGUUCUUUGGCUACUAUUUCCUGUCCCUGGUGGGGCUGGGCUUUGGGCUGCCCUUCGUGCUCAUGGCCAUCUCCUACAGCUGCAUCCUGGCGCGGCUGCUGGCCAAGGGAGGGAGCCACGGGCAGGUGGUGCGUCUCCUGGCCCUGGUCCUCCUGGUCUUCAUCCUCUGCUUCACGCCCAGCAACGUGCUGCUCUUCAUCCACCACCUGCUGGAGCCCACGGGGUGCAACAACGGCACCUACGUCUCCUACGCCCUGGCCCUGGUGCUCAGCGCCUGCAACAACUGCUUCGAUCCCUUCAUCUACUUCUAUGUCUCCCGGGAUUUUCGGGGCUGGGUCCAGGAUGCUGGAGGCCGCUGCCUGCGGGGGCUCGAGGCCUCGUCGGGGAGGUCCACAGAGAAGACGGCCCUGCCCCUGAGGUCCAGCGGGCAGAGCCAGGACUGCCAGGCUGUGUCCCCCUGCCCCGGGGAGGGGAGAGCCUGAAGCGCGCCCACCAUGAAGGGCUGGCAAUAGACUUGGGCAGAAAAUCCCACCUGGAUCUGAGGUUCACGAGGAUUUUGCCUCAGUUUUGCUCCUCUGAUGACACCAGUGCGCUCCAAUCCCUUGUGUCCCCCAGCUGGCUGCCUGGCACCCUGAUUCCCCCACCUGCCAGAGCCUGGCACCCUCGCCACCCCUCCUGCAGUGGCCAAGCCCUCCAGGGUACAAAUAAACCUUUAUUUCUC